AUGGUGGCCACGCUGAAGACGCUCGCGUUCUUGUUGCUGUGCUUCCUCUACAAUGAAGCUGCAGGAAGUUCUUAUGAGCAAUGCAAGGUCUCUGAUCUAGCUGUCAACCAGACCGCCAUUGCGCACCGCGACAGCGGGUACACAGAGUACGCGGUGAGAGUGGAGAACAGGUGCAUCUGCUCGCAGGGCUACGUGAAGCUGGCGUGCCAGGGGUUCAACUCCUCGGUGCGCAUCUACCCAGCUGGAAUCCUCCGGCCUGACGGGGAGGGAAAUUGCACCCUCAACGGCGGAUACUCCAUCAGCCAAGGCCCUGAAUACGCCGUGAAGUUCUACUAUGGGUGGCAUUCGCAGUUCAGCCUUGCGCCCGUGUCGUCUAUCAUCGCCUGCUCAUAA
Messenger RNA from Miscanthus lutarioriparius, 393 nucleotides. The record is from the annotation of a GenBank genome assembly. Lineage: Eukaryota; Viridiplantae; Streptophyta; Magnoliopsida; Poales; Poaceae.